Molecule: messenger RNA, 1555 nt
Organism: Thunnus maccoyii (southern bluefin tuna)
Lineage: Eukaryota; Metazoa; Chordata; Actinopteri; Scombriformes; Scombridae
Product: T-cell surface antigen CD2-like
Exons: 7
Coding region: 187-1179 (330 amino acids)
Source: RefSeq, a predicted model, not a curated record
GGUUUUGUUAGACUCUCUCUCUCUCUCUCUCUCUCUCUCUCUCUCUCUCUCUCUCUCCCCUCCCUCUCUAUCUGUCAAUCUUGUCUUCAUUCCUGUACACACAUUAAACCGGUUAAGUGUAUUCAAAGGAGACGGGGGUAAAAUUAAGAAAAUUAAGGUGAAAAACACGAGUGGAAGGAGAGAGGAAUGAAGAUGGAUAACUGUCUCCUCACACUCGUUUUCGUGCUUUCAAUGCUAGGUUCUCUGGAUGGGUGUGACAUAUAUGCUGCAGAAGGCCCAAACUUUACUGUGCAAUUGGACUACAACCUGCAAAACUCAGAUACCUUGAAAUGGAGGUUCAAUGAGAACGCAAUCUAUCAUCGAAAAAGAAAAACGAUUGUUAUCAAGGCACCAGCGGGAGUGGAAGUUUAUGAAAAUGGAUCCCUUAAGCUGACAAAUCUGAAGAAAAACAACGCAGGGACAUACACCCCCGAUGUUCACAACAGUGAUGGAAAAUCAGCAAAGGAAUUCAACCCCAUUCAUUUAUGUAUAUUGGACAGUUUCCCGGACCCUGUAGUGAAGUUUGAAUGUUCCAAAACCACCCCAACAAUGGUCACAUUUACCUGCAACGUUGGCAAGGCCCAGGGUCUCACCUUUAAAUGGUUGAAGAAUAAGAAGGAGAUGAAGGGGAAAACUCAGAUUCUAAAACAAAAAGCCGAAGAUGUGGAAGAAGAUUCAUUCGAAUGCAUAGUUUCCAACCCUGCCUUGUCUAAGACCAGCAAGGCUGUUCAACAUGAUUGCACUAGCUCCAUUUUUUUCAUUCCUAAAGAAUUAUUUGGCCUUGAUUUCUGGAUCAUGGUGGGCAUCCUGGGCGGUGGAGGAGGACUUGUUCUGUUGCUGAUUAUCAUCGUCAUUGUUUGCUGCGUCCGGGCCAGAAAGAAAAGAAGCAUGGAUGAAGGCAACUCAUGCUUAUUGACUUACUCAACGGACGAGGAGGAACUUCGUUUGGGGUGGACCAAUUCUGAACAACAACAUCAUCAUCAUAAACAUAAUCAUCUUCCCGGUUAUCAUCAUCACCAUCACCACCAUCACCAGCAGCAGCCGGUUGGCCACACUGGUCCUCGAACAGCCUCCUCUUCUUCCUCAGACCAGAUAGAAAGCCCCCAGAAUGCCAAGAGUUUGACACCAUGUGAGUGUUGAGGUUUAGAUGAACAGUCCUCCUGCUCUUCUUAAUUCUUUCCUGUUUCAUGUCUCUUCUCCGUCCUUCUCUACUGAAGAUUAAUUCAUCCAAAUUCAGCCAGGAAAAGCAAAGAGGCGCAAUGACCAACUAGAAGUGUGUGUAUUUAUCUACAGAGACUCUGCCCUCUGCCUGUAUUUUCUUAUUAUUUUGUUGUGUUUGGGACGCUUCUGGGCGUCAACCUUUGGGCAGUGGGUGUGCAGCCCCCAGCCAAUAACAGCGUGCAGGGUGGGAGGUCUAGUAGUGACCAGACAACAUCUUUGUCCUCUGCUCCGCUCUGCUCUCUGUCAGGUAUGCGUGUGUUAAUUUGUGUUUUAGAACAUAACCACCAUGAAACAA